GGAAUACAAGGUCAACAACAGUUCCACAUAAGUCAUUACACAAAAAUAACUAAAAUAGAUUAAUUUAAACCUUAUCACGGUGAAAUUUGAGCAAUAAUGGGGUCAAAUAGGAAUAUGGUGACAGAUUGUUUACUUGCAAAAGUUAACUUUCCUUUAUAUGCUGCUGAAAUGCUGACAAGCAGACAUUUACUGGUAGCUGGUGGUGGUGGAUCUGCUAAAACAGGUGUUGCAAAUGGAUUUGAAAUUUAUGAGCUCUUUCACAAUGGUCAGCAUUUCGUAGCAGAGGAAAUUCAGAGACAUGAGACUGGUUCAGAGGUCAUAAUGAAUAUGUCCAUGAGAAGUUUUCAAACAAGAUCGCUGCUAGUUGUUGGUCAGGAAAGUCAUAGCCAAAUGUUUAUUAUACAUCCAAAAGUGGGCCAAUUACCACCAAGAGAAAUUCAACACAGAAGGGAAUCGUCAACAGAGGUCAGACAAAGAAAGAAUCGUGAACGAACUGAAUCAAUGGGAAGUGAAAAAGAGCAAGACGACGGUCAAAAGAUGAAAAGGGUUUAUUUUGAAAUUAAGGCUGCAGAUUCUGUUCAAACAGAUUUCACAAAAUCUGAACCAUUGCAGAGAGUUGUGAGAAUAAGUCCUGAUGGUAGAUUUAUGGUAACUGGUGGUCUUGACGGUCAUGUGAGAGUUUGGAAUUUUCCUAAAAUGACGCCUUUAACUGAUGUACCAGCUCAUAAAAAAGAGAUUGAUGACAUCGAUUUCAGUCCCGAUAGCAAAAAUUAUAUUUCAGUUUCGAAAGAUGGAAUGGCAAUUAUUUGGUCAGUUUUGAAAGGAAAGGAAUUAAUGAAAUUACAAUGGACCCCACCAGAAGGAGUGAAAUAUUUAUUCAAGAGAUGUCGAUAUGCGACAAUCGAAGGCAACACCGAUAAUUAUCGUCUCUUCACUUUAUCCAAUCCAUUCGGAAAAUCAGGCAAACAAAAAGGAUUUUUACAACAGUGGAAUAUUGAAACCGGACGGCUUAACAAUAUUGUGGCAAUAGAUGAAAGUUUAUCAGCGUUAGCUGUUCGUGAUGAUGGUCGUUUCGUGGCUGUUGGGACUAUGUUUUCCGGGUCUGUUUCUAUUUAUAUAGCGUUCAGUUUACAAAAAGUUCUUCAUGUUCCCGGUGCACAUUCAAUGUUUGUUACUGGUCUUGAAUUCAUUCCUGUUAUGACAAAAGAUGCACCGCCAAUUUCAAGCGAUGUUGAAGCAUCUGUCGUCUCAUAUUCGGUUGACAACCGAAUUUGCAUACACAGCUUACAAUAUAGACAUUCGUUACCAGCUUGGGCUGCUGUCAUUCUUAUUGUCGUUAUAAUGAUUUUAACUUUUCUUCUGUGUUCUUAUUUUCAAAUUUAAAAAGAAACUCUUAUGGAAUGUUGUUGGUUUAAAACUUCUCAAUUGAUUAUAAAUAAAAUAUGCAAAUAAAUAUAGAAGAUAAAUAAAGUGAAAAAUGUUAUUUAUUUGCUUCUUUA
Messenger RNA from Clunio marinus, 1499 nucleotides. Lineage: Eukaryota; Metazoa; Arthropoda; Insecta; Diptera; Chironomidae. The record is from the annotation of a GenBank genome assembly.